AUGGCUUCAUCAUCCGCGGGAGUCUUCAAUGCUUCCAAACUGGCCAUCAUCUUUGCUCUGCUGUGUUCGCUUUAUCUAUUCCGCGACAUCUGGCUUCCAUCCACACCUACCACGUUGGUUCAAGGCACACCCACAACUACGACUGUCGCUGCAUCGUCUCCAACAGCUGAGAUUGAAUUGAUCUCCAACCACACCGUGGUGGUACCACAGGAUGUCAACUGCCUCAAUGCUCCGGGCUCUGACCGUGUCAUGAUUGUGCUCAAGACUGGUGCAUCAGAAAUCUACGAGAAACUGCCAACCCACCUUAUCACUCUUUUCAGAUGCACUCAGCACUAUCUCAUCUUUUCGGACCUACCUCAGACAUACUCCGACUAUCAGAUCCAUGAUGCUUUGGAGACUGUCAGUGACAAGUACAAGAACGAUCACGAAGACUUCGAACAGUACCGGAAACUGCAAAAGUAUCAUCGCGAGGGUCAGAAUGUCGCAAAGCUGAAGGGUAGCAAGGGUUGGAGUCUCGACAAGUGGAAGUUCCUGCCCAUGAUCCAUGAAUCAUAUCGCUUGGCCUCCCCGGAUGUCGACUGGUUCGUGUACAUCGAAGCUGACACUAGUAUGAGCUGGGUCAAUCUUCUGCAGUUUCUUGGACGAUUGGAUUCAAAGAAGCCUCUGUACCUCGGUGCGCAGAAUGUCGUGGGUGGUACUACUUUCGCACAUGGUGGUUCAGGCUUCAUCAUAUCGCGCGGUGCGGCAAAGAAGAUUGAGGCUCGCAGGAAAAAGAUGGGUGUCAAGGCAUACGACGACCGAUGGGAGCUAUCGACAAGCUUGUCUUGCUGUGGAGACGAAGUUGUCGCUCGUGCACUGGCCGAAGUUGACGUUGAUCUGACACCUUCCUGGCCUCGUCUUCAGGGAGAGACGGUUGAUACACUGGACUGGACAGAAAGACACUGGUGUACUCCUGCAAUUACCUGGCACCACGUCACCCCUUCGCAGGUGGACGGUAUGUGGCGUUUCCAGAACAAGUGGGUGAAGGAGAACGGAUGGUCGAAGCCUUAUCUUUACCGCGAUGUCUAUGAUGGCUUUGUUGCUCGCCACGUCUCUGUAAACCGUACCAGCUGGAACAACAUCUCCAAGGACAGAGAAUUCAAGUUGCCUGACAAGGGCUCCAGCGACAAAUCUAAGGAAGCUUGGGAAAGGCUCUCCGAAGUCGAGAAGAAUUCAGUACAGAGUUUCGAUGGGUGCGCUGAAGCUUGUCGCGCAUGGAAUGAUUGCCUGCAAUGGAUGCACGAAGACGGUGUCUGCAAAUUGGGCAAAGACGUCAGGCUAGGAGAGACUGACGAGAGGUACGACAAGACAUGGUCAAGCGGAUGGCUACAAGACCGCAUCCAAGGAAUGCGGGACGACCUAGCCGACUGCAAAAUCAACUGGGACAACUAA
Aureobasidium subglaciale EXF-2481 is the source of this 1431-nucleotide messenger RNA. Its product is annotated as glycosyltransferase family 31 protein. Gene Ontology annotation, cellular component: membrane. The transcript has 2 exons. NCBI's taxonomy places the organism in Eukaryota, Fungi, Ascomycota, Dothideomycetes, Dothideales, Saccotheciaceae. The record is from RefSeq and is a predicted model, not a curated record. Gene Ontology annotation, molecular function: glycosyltransferase activity. The coding region runs from base 1 to 1431 and encodes 476 amino acids.